AUGUCUCUCCAGCACACCCUCCGUAACACUCUCCGAACAGCCUCGAGCAGAACACAUCAGGCUGGAGCACGAACAAUCACAUCCACCCGAUCAUGGCAGAGCAAGAAAGAUGAGACGCAAGACUACGGCAUUGAGUCGAAGGACUCAUUGAACCCAGUCUACGAUGAGUACAGCAGAUCAGGCUCAGACCAAGCAGCUGGGCAGAUGGACCAGACAGCAUAUGGAUGCGGCAACAACGAUCCUGAUGCGCAGCACCGGCAGGCAAGGGAGGAGAGUAAGAAGCAAGGUAAAGACUCUAAUCCUCUCGAGUUCUCUCCCGCGAACACAGACUUCGGACACCAGAAAGCAUGGGCAAGCAAGGAGCAUGGCGGACCAGAUCGGGCAGCGCCGAAAGAGACACUGAGUGGAAGAGGGUCAGGGCAGAAGGGAGGUGCUGGGCGGAGGUAUAGGGACCCUGAGAAGUUGAUUGAAGAGACGAAGAAACAAAAGCGGGACGCGGACACUGCGAUAUGA
Messenger RNA from Fulvia fulva, 513 nucleotides. RefSeq lists its product as uncharacterized. The coding region runs from base 1 to 513 and encodes 170 amino acids. Lineage: Eukaryota; Fungi; Ascomycota; Dothideomycetes; Mycosphaerellales; Mycosphaerellaceae. The record is from RefSeq and is a predicted model, not a curated record. The transcript has 2 exons.